Capsicum annuum is the source of this 1359-nucleotide messenger RNA. Its product is annotated as probable hydroxyacylglutathione hydrolase 2, chloroplastic. Bases 131 to 1120 code for a protein of 329 amino acids. Gene Ontology annotation, molecular function: hydroxyacylglutathione hydrolase activity. The record is from RefSeq and is a predicted model, not a curated record. The transcript has 8 exons. NCBI's taxonomy places the organism in Eukaryota, Viridiplantae, Streptophyta, Magnoliopsida, Solanales, Solanaceae.
AAGCAACCUCUAGAUAAUAAAGUCUGAAAACAACCUGCGUGUGAAAGCGUGUGCCAACCCAACCAACCCCCCACCCCUCCACACUAUUGCAUUCCUUCCUCUACACACCUCUUUCUUUACAUGCCAAAUUAUGCAAACCUUUUAUAGAAUUGCACCUUCAGCCAUGGCUUCCUUCCCUUGUUCUAAGUCCCGGACAGGGGUUUGUGUAUGGCCUGGCAUGAGGCAACUUUCUCUUAGGAAGAAUCUCCUCUAUGGGUUUAUGCAGCUCUUUUCAAUGCCAUUCAAGACCAUACGUGGUGUUAGUCGAACACUUGGUGUUUCUAAACUCUGUAGCAUCACCAGUACCUCUUCAACUUUGCAAAUCGAACUGGUACCAUGUCUCCAGGAUAAUUAUGCAUAUCUAUUGCAUGAUGUGGAUACUGGUACAGUUGGUGUUGUGGAUCCUUCUGAAGCUGUUCCUGUUAUAGAUGCACUUAGUAGAAACAACCGUAAUUUGACUUAUAUUUUAAACACACAUCAUCACUACGAUCACACUGGUGGCAACAUGGAGUUAAAAGCAAGGUAUGGGGCAAAGGUAAUUGGAUCUGGAGUAGACAGUGAUAGAAUACCUGGUAUUGACAUAGCCCUAAAUGAUGGGGACCAGUGGAUGUUUGCAGGCCAUGAGGUGUUUGUCAUGGAGACUCCUGGUCACACACGAGGGCAUAUCAGUUUUUACUUCCCGAGAUCAAAAGCAAUUUUCACAGGAGACACACUGUUCAGCUUGUCUUGUGGUAAACUUUUUGAAGGGACCCCUGAGCAGAUGUUCUCUUCACUGACCAAGAUCACAUCCUUACCAGACGAUACAAAUGUCUACUGUGGCCACGAGUAUACUUUGAGCAAUUCAAAGUUUGCACUUUCUAUAGAACCUGGAAAUGAAGAAUUGCAGUCAUAUGCAGCUCAUGUUGCCAAUCUUCGCAAGAAAAGCUUGUCAACAAUUCCAACAACCCUCAAAACAGAGAAGCUAUGUAAUCCAUUUCUUCGAACUUCAAGUACAGAAAUCCGGAAGUUGCUAAACAUUCCAGACACUGCAGAUGAUGCGGAGGCCUUGGGAGCCAUUCGUCAUGCCAAGGAUAACUUUUAGGGCUGGCAUGGGAAUUUGGCGCCAUAAACGACUCAAUAUCGUGGCUUACCAUUGUUUGUAUAGGAAUAGUACAUGACCAGCCAAAAAGCAGAAAAGGAAUACCGGUUUCCUGUUCCUGUUCACACUUAGGUUGCCCAGUAUAGAUUAUACAACGAGAAGUGUUUUUUUAAGCAUUUUGUGCAUCAAGUUUGAAAUAUACUUUUGCAUUUUGUGAUAUAAAUGCUGUCCAUUUCUUUGAA